Molecule: messenger RNA, 5331 nt
Organism: Carassius auratus (goldfish)
Lineage: Eukaryota; Metazoa; Chordata; Actinopteri; Cypriniformes; Cyprinidae
Gene: ddr2l
Product: discoidin domain receptor family, member 2, like
Exons: 17
Coding region: 196-2823 (875 amino acids)
Biological process (GO): cell surface receptor protein tyrosine kinase signaling pathway; protein phosphorylation; positive regulation of kinase activity
Cellular component (GO): plasma membrane; signaling receptor complex
Molecular function (GO): ATP binding; collagen binding; protein tyrosine kinase collagen receptor activity
Source: RefSeq, a predicted model, not a curated record
CGUUCUUUUUUUCUUCUCCUCCUGCAGCAGAUCUUCCGAUGCAUUGUCACAGUGUUGAAGAACAUAAACUCCUGAACACAAUGCCUCGACGUCUGUAAUGGCGCGUUGACUUCGGUGGGAUAAACGACUGUCAGGAUCCCGAAAACAGAGAUGUAGUCUGUAGUCUGGUCUGUCGGCAGACUCUGAGGUCUCACUAUGCUGCUUUAUCUGAUGCUGACCAUCUCACUAAUAAACGUCAAUGGCCAGAUAGACCCAGCUCACUGUCGUUAUCCUCUCGGUAUGGAGGAUGGGAGGAUCAAAAACGAUGACAUCACUGCCUCCAGCCAGUGGUACGAAACCACAGGCCCUCAGUACGCAAGGUUAAACCGUGAGGAGGGGGACGGCGCCUGGUGUCCUGCUGGUCAACUGCAGCCCUCAGAUGUUCAGUAUCUUCAGCUUGACCUACGUCAGCUCAUCUUUCUCACCGUCGUCGCUACACAGGGUCGCUACGCACGCAACUCCGGCAACGAAUUUGCACGCAAAUACCGUCUGGAGUACAGUCGCGAUGGACACCGUUGGAUCUCCUGGAGAAACCGCUUUGGUAGCGAGACUAUAAUGGGCAAUAUAAACACCUAUGACUCUGUGGUGCGAGACCUUCACCCUCCCAUCAUUACUCAAUUCUUACGUUUGAUUCCCGUCACCGAUGCCGUACACACUGUGUGUAUGAGAGUAGAGCUUUUUGGAUGCGCCUGGCAGGAUGGCCUGACGGCGUACAGCUCUCCAGAGGGCCAGACCAUGAUGGCUCCUGGUUAUCCCAUCACACCUCUCAACGACUCCACGUACGACGGGGCCCUGGAACGCAGGAAGCUGUCUGGGGGUCUGGGUCAGCUGACAGAUGGGGUGAUUGGUCAGGAUGACUUUGUACAGAGAAGACUGGACCGCUUGUGGCCCGGAUAUGACUAUGUGGGCUGGAGGAACGACAGCUUGGGCCCUGGAUAUGUAGAGAUGGAGUUCCAGUUUGACAGACAGAGAAACUUCACUUCUAUGAAGGUUCACAGUAAUAACAUGUUCUCUCGGGGCGUGAAGAUCUUCGCAUCCGUGUCCUGUGUCUUUAAGCUGCACCUCAUUUUGGAGUGGGAAGCAGAACUGGUGGAGUUUCACACCGUUCUAGAUGACCGGAACCCGAGCGCUCGCUAUGUGACGGUCCCGUUAAAGCACAGAUCGGCCACGGCGCUGCGCUGCCGCUUCUACUUUGCUGACACUUGGAUGAUGUUCAGCGAGAUCUCGUUUCAGUCUGCAACUAAUGUGCUUCCCACCCAGAAGCCCCCAGUAUUGACCCCUCCUUCAUAUGAGGUUAACAGCAAAGUACCACAAACUACACAAAAAACAGAGGACCAGACGACAGCAAAACCAUUAAAACCAGGCUCUCCUGAAGAGGCCAGUACAUCGAUUCUGAUUGGCUGUCUGGUGACUAUUAUUCUUCUACUAGUGGUGAUCAUCUUCCUGAUUCUGUGGUGCCAAUAUGUGUGCAAAGUCCUGGAGAAGGCUCCGAGGCGAAUUUUGAAGGAUGAGGUGACAGUGCGUUUGUCCUCUAGCAGUGACACUAUAAUUCUGCAGACUCCUCCGGUGCCCCCGCGCAUCUCCCUCGACCCGCCCUACGAGAGGAUCUUCCUGCUGGACCCCCAGUACCAGGAUCCCGCCGCGCUCAGGAGCAAACUUCCCGAGCUGUCGCAGAGUGCAGAAGCUUCUGCCUGUAGCGGAGGAUACGCCGAACCUGACGUGACCCUGUGCACCCCACACCAGUGUUUUCAGAGCAGCGUCCCGCACUACGCUGAAACCGACAUCAUCAGCCUGCAGGGGGUCACUGGCAGCAACAUGUACGCCGUUCCGGCCCUCACCGUAGAUUCCCUGACGCGGAAGGACAUCUCCGUGGCCGAGUUCCCACGAGAGAGGCUGCUGUUCAGAGAGAAACUGGGAGAAGGCCAGUUUGGUGAGGUGCAUUUGUGUGAGGCGGAGGGUUUGGCUGAGUUUCUGGGAGAGGGUGCCGUGAUACCGGAGCAGAACGGCAGGCCGGUGCUAGUAGCAGUUAAACAACUCCGAGCGGAUGCCACCAGCACUGCCAGAAAUGACUUCCUGAAGGAGAUAAAGAUCAUGUCGCGUCUGAAUAACCCAAACAUCAUCCAGCUGCUGUGCGUGUGCGUGAGCUCCGACCCGCUCUGCAUGGUGACGGAGUACAUGGAGAACGGAGACCUCAACAUGUUCCUGUCCCAGAGAGAGAUAGAGAGCACUCUCACGCAUGCCAACAACAUUCCGUCUGUCAGCCUUGCUGACCUGUUGCACAUGUCGGUGCAGAUCUCUUCUGGGAUGAAGUACCUGGCUUCUCUGAAUUUUGUGCAUCGUGAUCUGGCCACACGGAACUGCCUCCUGGACCGCCACCUCACCAUAAAGAUCUCUGAUUUCGGCAUGAGCAGAAACUUGUACAGCAGUGAUUACUAUCGUAUACAGGGGCGCGCUGUGCUGCCUAUACGCUGGAUGGCCUGGGAGAGCAUCUUACUGGGGAAGUUCACAACAGCUAGUGACGUGUGGGCAUUUGGAGUAACCCUGUGGGAGAUCUUCACUUUAUGUAAGGAGCAGCCCUACAGCCUGCUGUCUGAUGAACAGGUCAUCGAGAACACCGGCGAAUUCUUCAGAAACCAGGGGAGACAGAUCUUUCUCUCCGCCCCACCACUCUGUCCAUCCUCUCUGUUCGAGCUGAUGAUGCGUUGCUGGAGUCGUGACAUCGCGGACCGGCCCACUUUUCACAGAUUGUAUCAGGCCCUGCGAACUUUCGCACCCCACUCAUGACCGAUACCUGCUCUACUGAAAUAACCUGGAGGAAAACUGUUAUACUUGUCUUCUGACUGCUCGCCAGUCGCUGAAGUAGAGCAGUAACAUUAUAGCCACAAUGUAGCGUCAUUAGAGCGGUAGAAAUGCAAUGGAGGAUAGAUCUAGAGAUGAUGAGAUUUCACAAAAGGCAUUCAUUCAUUUAUCCACUCACAUUUUCAUCUCCGUUGGGACUCAGAUAGCUUUUUUUCCAAUCCAUAGACACUUGAGGUUGUUUUUUUUUUUACUUCUCUGUUGUUCUAUCCCUUUUUUUUCUUUAUCAUAUAUGUUAUUUCUGUUUGUCAUUUUCCAACAGUGACUCUUGAGCCUACUGUAUAAUCUAGGCAGAAAGAACCAACUGGACGAAUGUUGUGUUUGUCAAAACUGUGGUUGUGUAUCGUUAAGCACUGCUGUCUUUGGUUUUUAUUUAGUUUUUGACUAUUUUUGUUCCUUAUUUACCCCCACACUGGAGUUACUGUGUCUUAUGAUAUUAAGUGUUUUUUUGCUCUCUAAAUAUGAAUGUUUUACAGGUUCUUUGGAUAUAGCCGGGUCAGAGACUUUCUCUGCCUGGGUCUAGCAGAACUACUGUUAUAGUUAGAUUAAAAACCCUUUCGGAAGAGGAGGGAGAGGGUUCUAGAGCCAACAAUGGACUGAUGUGCAAUCGAAUGCACUGUUUCUUCCCCCAACUUCUAACAGGCCACUUUAAAGUCAACAAUAAGAACAGACCAAUGGACCAUGAUUCAUCUGUGCGUGUUUCCAAAGAAGACAAUGUUUCAUCAAAAUGUAAUAGGUUGGUUCUUGGUUAAUGUCAAAAAAGCAAGAAGCAUUUCCAUUGGGAUACGUCAAGUUGUUCUUGGGGUGAAGUUGACCUUCAGCCUCCACAUGCAUAUGUUCAAUUAUAGAAGUAAAAUGGGUUGUUAAUGCCAUUUCAUGUUGGCUUUAAAGGAAUAGUUAAUCCAGAAAUGAAAAUUUGAUGAACAUUUACUCACCUGCCGACAAUCCAAAACAUAGAUACGUUUGUUUCUUCAUGGGAAUAGAUUUGGGGAAAUUUUGCAUUACAUCAAUUGGUGGAUCCAAACAUCUGAUAUCACAAUAAUCCACUGAAAAAUAGCUAUAUAUUGUAGAUAGAUUAUUUGUAUUUUAGCCUGAAUCAUCCAUUUAAGUUAUAAACACUUUAAUGAUUAAUUGGGGGGGUUUUUUGUGUUGUUUUUUUUUUUUUUUUUUUUUUGCCAAAAAAACUACUUUUUGCUUCACAACAUGUCAGUUAUUGGAUAUUGUGACGUCAUUAUCAGCUGUUUGGAUUUUCAUUCUCACGGCACCCAUUCACUGAAGAGGAUCCACUGUUGAGCAAGUGAAUGCUAAAUUUACCUAGAUCUGUUUUUAUGAAGAAACAAACUCGUCUGAAAGGGAGUACAUUUUCAGCUAAUUUUCAUUUUUGGGUGAACUAUUCCUUCAAAAAAAACAGCAAUAUUUCACCUCCAUAGGCAAACAAAGUGAAUUUCAACUCUGUUGCAAAGGAAAACACUAUACUUCCUUGUUAUUGGCAUACAGUUCUACAAUUGCAUUGUUGAUUUAUCUAAAUUAACUUACUGAGGACAAACAGGACCAAAAAUAUUAAUAAUGUAGAGAUCCAUUCAAUCUUCGAUCUCUGUAGAAGGCACAUGAUUAAUGGGGGAAUAUGUAUGUAAGUUUGAAAUUAUUCAAAGCACAUUUUUAUUUCUUUCUUUUAAUCCACUUUUAUGUUUUAUUAAUGCCGUUUAAUGUAUUUAGCAAGUGUUUGUGGAUGAGUGUAGCACCAAAAAAACAUUUGGUGUACUAUGAUGUAACCAAGAUCUGUUAUUUCCAUCUUUUUUCAUCAUUGUGUACUAGAUUCUUCAUUCCUUUUCUCCCGAACAGCAAGCAGUUUCGGCCCAGAUCCGGCCCACAUCUGGCCCACAUGGAUUUCAGAUUUCCAGAUGUGGGCCGAAACUGCUUUCUGUCUGGGCUGUAGUUUGUGUUUACUGUAUUUCAGAAAUUGUCUUCAAAUGUACAGGAGAAGUUGUAUUGUUUGGCUGCUGAAAGGCUUGGCUGUGCAGGACGUCCUCCAAUAGCACUGGGAUUUCGAUUGAAUGGUGGUGGUAGGAAGGGCAACCACUAAAACUUAAUCUCCCAGAAGCCUUUGCUAAAGUGAGCCUGGGGCAAUUUUUUGUUUUAACUGAUCAGAGUUUGCUUUUCACUACAUAUUUAGAGACCAAGAGUGCAUGUUCGUGCAAAUGCGUGAUACUGUGAGUGUGGUUUUGUUUCAAGUGAAAUAAAAUGUACCUUCUUUUAUCACUUAGAAUUCAAUAACUGUCUUUCAUUCGAAACUUUUUACUCUCUGUAUGUGUCCUUCAUGUACAUUACAUAAGCAGAAUAGAUACUGUAUGUAUAGUAAUAUAUUGGGGACUAAGAAAGACUUGAUUUCUUUCAUCAUCUUUCUUAUUUUCCAUAAUAAAUACAGAUUUUGCUGUA